Emericellopsis cladophorae is the source of this 1980-nucleotide messenger RNA. RefSeq lists its product as uncharacterized. The record is from RefSeq and is a predicted model, not a curated record. Bases 1 to 1980 code for a protein of 659 amino acids. The transcript has 5 exons. NCBI's taxonomy places the organism in Eukaryota, Fungi, Ascomycota, Sordariomycetes, Hypocreales, Bionectriaceae. Gene Ontology annotation, cellular component: Golgi membrane. Gene Ontology annotation, molecular function: glycosyltransferase activity. Gene Ontology annotation, biological process: protein N-linked glycosylation.
AUGAAGGCUCAGGAGAUGCUGUCUGGAAUGGUGCUGGCAAAGGAGCAUGACACGAUAGUGUGGUACUUGUCUUCCGGCCCAAGUCGCACGGAGACAGAGGUGCUCAAGCAGCAAGCCAAGACUGGCCGUUAUCUUACCGAAAACCUUCGCGCCCCAUUCGACACGACAUACACACACACCAUCGCACCGCUGCGACGCUGCGCAACCUGCCAGACUUGCAUCUCGCAACGGGCGAGCGUCCACAUUCACGAACACGAAUCCCGCCUUGCACCGUCGAGCGGCGCCUGGCCAGCCGUCGCGCCAAUCGAGUACACCUGUCCCAGUUACGUCCUCGCAAACCGCCACGCUGGCGCCGUCUCAGCCUCCCGAGGCCGGCUCUUCGAGCUCCCUCAGCGGCAGACGAUUUCAGUCUCACCACCGAAGGCGCUCCUCGGCUGGCCAGCACACGACCCUCAGCGAGCAACGGGCGGGUACAUUGCUGUCCCUCAACAGCCCAAAGACGAGCCCGUCGCUCUCACAACCUCCUCUGACACCUGUUCCUGCGCGGCCUUCGACAUGGUUUCGGCGCAUGCUGACUUGGACGUCUCCAUUGCAGGCACACCAUCGAUAGGCAUGUCCCUCUCGCGCAGUCCGUCACCCAUCCCGGGUGGAGGGUGGGCGAGUCCCGGGCUCAACAUUAACAGCGGACGGACGAGCCCAGCCCACAUCACGGGCGGCCCGACAGCUUGGGAGUCGGCCAAGAUGAGAAACCACAACGUCAACGGGUACCCAUCGUUCUCGACGCAGAACUCGGGCUUCUUUGUCCGUCACAUGCGCAAAAUCUCUAGCAACCUGCCUCGAUUCGGCGCAGACUCAGCAUAUGCACAGAAGGAGAGGUUGGGGCACGGGUCUUGGGAUACACGGAACAUGUCCAUGCUCGGCCGGUUACGAUCUAUGUUCAGACGCAUGGGGAGGAAGCUCAAGCUGCGCCUGCUGAUUGCGACCAUUGUCUUCUUCUGCUUGUUGAUAUUUUACAACUCUCCCUUGCUGUAUUACUGGCGUAAAUCGUCCAUGGGCGGGAACGGCGAGAAGUUUGUCAUCAUCCUCGGCGCAAAUCCGGGUGGCGGCGUCAUGGAGUGGAAGGGCGCGCGCGAAUGGGCCAUUGAGCGGGACAGCGUGCGGAACAAGAAGAAGUACACCCAGCGAUGGGGCUACGAGCUGGAGAUUGUCGACAUGAGCACCAAGAAGCGCUACGCGCACGAGUGGCGCGAGAGUUGGGAAAAGGUUGACUUUAUGCGCACGACCAUGCGCAAGUACCCAAACGCGGAGUGGUUCUGGUGGAUGGAUCUGAACACGUACAUUAUGGAGCUCUCGUUCCCGUUGCAGGAGCAUCUCCUGCACAACCUGGAGGACAAGGUCUACCGCGACAUCAACGAGUGGAACCCCCUCAACAUCUCGCACCCGUUCACCGAUCACUACCUCGACGAGACUGCGCUGAGCCCUGUUGGCGACGGGAGAGCAGACUCGGUCAACCUGCUGAUCACCCAGGACUGUGCCGGCUUCAACUUGGGGUCGUUCCUCCUCCGGCGCAGUGCGUGGACCGACCGGCUCCUGGACAUCUGGUGGGACCCCGUGCUGUACGAGCAGAAGCACAUGCAGUGGGACCACAAGGAGCAGGACGCGCUGGAGCAAAUGUACGAGAGCCACCCGUGGGUGCGGCAGCACACGGGCUUCCUGCCGCAGCGCAUGAUCAACGCGUUCCCGCCGGCGGCGUGCAGCGACGGGACGAAUCAGAACAACACGCGCUUCCACUACAACGAGCACGACCACGACUUUGUGGUGAACAUGGCCGGCUGCGAGUGGGGGCGCGACUGCUGGGGCGAGAUGUACCACUACCGCGAGUUUGGGUACUGGCUCAACCGCAACCCGUGGGAGCGUUUCAAGGAGGACCUUGUCGCCGAGAUUUGGUUCAAGAUCACGGGGCAGCGCGUCAAGCUGUGA